Bombina bombina (fire-bellied toad) is the source of this 644-nucleotide messenger RNA. Its product is annotated as MICOS complex subunit MIC26-like. Gene Ontology annotation, biological process: cristae formation. The record is from RefSeq and is a predicted model, not a curated record. Lineage: Eukaryota; Metazoa; Chordata; Amphibia; Anura; Bombinatoridae. Gene Ontology annotation, cellular component: MICOS complex.
UCGGCACGCGGCCUGGUUUCCUCCUGAGCCCUGGUUCCCUCUGCUGUCAUGUUUAAGGUAAUAAAGCUGCUUGCUGUUCCUGCUAGCUUGAGCUUUGUGUCCCUAUGUGUGCAUGCUGCCAGUGAGAAGACAAAUGCAAAGGAUUUCAUAAAGCUGCAAGAGCUUUCUAGUCCUGUUCAAGAAGCAAAAUAUGUGGAAGACAGACAGACACAAUUGAUUAUUUCAUGGCUGAGACUGUCCGUUGCUCCAUAUACAAGCUGGUUUCAGGACACUUAUUCCAAGGCCAAGCCCAAGAUGGAAACUGUUUUGGAGCAUUCAAAAGUGACUUAUGAAUUUCUAAGAGAUGCGCCUCCCGGUUUCUACCCGAGACUUGGCCUAAUUGGCUUUGUAAGAAUUGUUAGAUUGUUUCUUGCCAGAGGUUCAAGAAUAAAGAAAGUAAUCUACUCACUUGGUUUUAUAGGAAUCUGAGCUUCACUUUAUUACCCUCAGCAAGCUGCUACCAUUGCAAAGGAUACUGGUGCAACCCUGUAUGACUUAGGCUUAAAAGGAUUUAUUACUGUUGAAUCCCUAUGGAAAGAUGGUGUGGAAAAAAGAGGUCCAGUAAAAAGGAAAGUGGGAAGUCUGAAGUGAACUCUGAGCCACCA